Carlito syrichta (Philippine tarsier) is the source of this 1726-nucleotide messenger RNA. It is a transcript of the gene EID1, whose product is annotated as EP300 interacting inhibitor of differentiation 1. The transcript has a single exon. Bases 91 to 666 code for a protein of 191 amino acids. Gene Ontology annotation, cellular component: nucleoplasm. The record is from RefSeq and is a predicted model, not a curated record. Lineage: Eukaryota; Metazoa; Chordata; Mammalia; Primates; Tarsiidae. Gene Ontology annotation, biological process: negative regulation of DNA-templated transcription. Gene Ontology annotation, molecular function: transcription corepressor activity.
GAGCGCCGCGUUUGCGCACGCGCACAACCGCAGGGCCGCGCAUCUCCGAUCUCGCUGAAAACGUUUUCCAGGGGUUGAGCGGUUUGCACAAUGUCUGAAAUGGCCGAGCUGUCUGAGCUGUACGAAGAGAGCAGUGACCUGCAGAUGGAUGUGAUGCCUGGCGAGGGUGACCUUCUGCAGAUGGAGGUAGGCAGCGGGAACCGGGAGCCAUCCCUGCACCCCUCCCGCAGCGGGGCCCCGCCACAGCUCGAGGAGGAAGGCCCCAUGGAGGAGGAGGAGGCCCAGCCAAUGGCGGCGCCGGGGGGAAAACCCAGCCUUGCUAACGGGCCCAACCCCGGGGAGCAGGCAGGCCAGGUCGCGGGCCCAGACCUCGAGAGCGAGGACGAGGGCGAGGAAUUUGAUGACUGGGAAGACGACUACGACUAUCCGGAAGAGGAGCAGCUGAGUGGUGCCGGCUACAGAGUAUCUGCGGCCCUUGAAGAAGCCAACAAGAUGUUUCUGAGAACAUCCAGAGCCAGAGAAGCAGCCCUGGAUGGCGGCUGCCAGAUGCAUUACGAGAAGACCCCGUUCGAUCAGUUAGCGUUUAUCGAAGAGCUCUUUUCACUUAUGGUUGUCAACCGUCUGACCGAAGAACUCGGCUGCGAUGAGAUUAUUGAUAGAGAGUAGUUAAAUGCUGUUAAAAGAGGAGGAAACUACUUGAGGAGAGACUCGACUUUCCACUAUCUUUUGGGUUCAUUCCAAAUAGUUCUGUGCCAUUGAAAAACUUGAUCUCCAAAAAAAGAAAAAAAGGUUUGUUUUCGUUUUUCAGAACGGAAGACAAUAGGAAAGUGACUGCACAGUUGUGGAAAAGGAAGAGAAUCAUUAAAGAAAAAGGCUCCCAGGACUGUUGAAAUCUGUUCUCAAGAAUGGCCUGAAACACCUACGGCUUUGACUUUGGUGUUGAUCCAGAUUAUUUUCCUUACCUUGGGGAAAAUAUCUUUCAUCUUUGUUUCACUAUAAAGAUGGUUUUGCGGGAGUAAGUCGUGACCAAGACAAACUGCCAAUAAAAGAGCCCCACUGAUACUGAUUAUAUAAUGAGAAAAACAAUACCCAGCUAGAACACAAGAUAUCUUUUGAGUUAUUUGGACUGAAACGCUGUUAAGAAAACGUUGAAAAUGCCACUUUGUGAUCUCUUCAAGCUGUAGUUAUCGAAGGCUAAAUUUUCAAUGUAAGAUAAAUGGAGUGUUCUUCAUUAUCCCAAAAGGAUGAGUAACUCAAAAGAAAUAUAUAUCACAUGUGUUGCAUCUUAAAAUGUGUCUCCAGGAGCAUAUAAUAUUCUGUUUGUACAUGUAUCUUGAUCAUUUAUAAAACUACUGUGAUCUGUAAUUCAAGAAAAUCCAUUGUGACUUUUUAAAAGUCAAAAAUUAAAACAUCCUUAAUAAAAAGGUUUCAAGUCAUUAAAAUAUAUGUGAAAGUGCAAAGAAAACAAACUAUUUCUAACACCCUUAUAUACUAGAGAAAUUUUGUUUUGCUCUCUUUUGCAUUUAACUUGACAGGUGAAAGACUAGUUCAUAUCGUAAGAAUUGUUAGUGAAAAUUGUCAAGUAAAAGGAAAGCCUUACAUCUAAAAAGAUAGCUGCUCAGAAAUUAUCUUGGUGUCUGAAAUUUUCCUCUGUCUCCUCCUCUAAUUAAGCUUGCUAUUUGUUAUGCACCAGCAUUGGAGAUAAUAAAAUUUCUUGUUCUGUGUA